AUAGGAUUGGAGGAGUAGCUGUAUAAAUCAUCCUACAUAAUUGCAAUACUUUGCACGAAGGUCAUUUCCCGCUCAAGCGCCUAAGCCAUAUUGGUCGCACGAUAUUUUUAUUUCAAUCGUACGGCUCAUGUUUUUUCCUUUCUUUGCUAAUUGCAGAAGACCUCCAUCUCAGAUGUCGCUCAUAUCAUCAUUUCUCUUCUUCAUCCCAAUUUACGUAGCCAAGAAGAACUCUCAUUCUCAUACUUCUUCAGAUCCCCUUUCACCUCCCCGAGUUCAGACGCUUUCAUAUAAAACUUCAGAUCGGAAUUUGUUCGUAUCAGACAAAUUUGAAGGCUUUGAAGGCAUAGAUACAGAAAAGCAGGAAAGUCCGAUGAUGGAAAUAACGCUGGGGAAUUUGCAAAUAAAUGCCGCUGCUGGAACAAAGUUUUUUAUUUUGGAUUGAGUGUUGUUUCCCAGUGAAGGCAAUUUUAGCGCCCACCAUUGAUGAACACGACAAGGUCAACUAUUACAUGUUAGGGUUGACUCCUUACAUGUUGGGGUUGACUCCUGGUGAGAUAAAGACAUACUUAAGUUCAGACUCUGUAUCUUCUUCUAACUCAAAAAAUGCACUCCUCCAAGGGAUCCGUUCUCUAGAAUUUCUCAAUAGCACUAAAUGUUCUGGUGUGCCAAGACACGAGCUGAAACCUAAAGUGGGUGCAGUUAUGCUGCUAAUGAGGAAUAUCAAUCAUUCCUCUGAAUUGUGUAAUGACACUCGCAUUAUCGUCACUAAAUUCGGAACCCGUAUUCUCGACGCUCAGAUGAUGCUUGGAACAAAUGCAAGACAAAAGUUUCUUAUUCUAAAUCUUAGAUUGACUCCAUCUAACCUAAAGCUACCAUUCACAUAUAGAGUAGACCAUUCCUUUUGAUACUUAUUUACACGAUGAUCAU
Messenger RNA from Cuscuta epithymum, 927 nucleotides. The record is from the annotation of a GenBank genome assembly. NCBI's taxonomy places the organism in Eukaryota, Viridiplantae, Streptophyta, Magnoliopsida, Solanales, Convolvulaceae.